GAUCUCCGGUACCAUCUAGGAGAACCCAUCAUUGGAGUUAAAAACCAAAGCCAGAUUCUCUUCUUUCAAUUCCCACCUCACCUUUUCUUACAAAUUAUGGAAACCCUGUGGCGAGCGGCGACGGGUCAGGAGCCUAACCCGGAAGACUACAAGGGCAUCGAGUUCUGGUCCAACCCGGAGCGAUCCGGGUGGCUUACCAAGCAAGGAGACUACAUCAAGACUUGGCGACGCCGCUGGUUCGUCUUGAAACAAAGCAAGCUCGUCUGGUUCAAGGACUCAGAUGUCACUCGCGGCUCCGCUCCACGUGGCGUGAUCGAAGUGGGAAAAUGCCUAACCGUCAAGGGUGCUGAGGAUAUCGUGAACAAACCUUUCGCCUUUGAAUUAUCUACCAAUCAUGACACGAUGUACUUCAUUGCGGAUACAGAGAAGGAGAAGGAGGAGUGGAUCAACUCGAUUGGUCGAUCGAUCGUGCAGCACUCGAGGUCAGUGACCGAAUCUGAGGUUGUUGAUUACGAUAGCAGAAGAGGAUGAUCGUGUAUAAAUAGGUUCGCUUUUUCUUUUCUUUUGUUGUUUUUUUUUAAAUAUGGUCUUUCUAUGGUUAUCUGUUUAUGCAAUUGCUAUUGUGUAUCUGUAAUGCUUUGAAUUGGAUUUGAUCAGUGUCUAAUUGCGCUUUAUUUUGGAAGUUGGAUGUUGCUUGUUUUUCUUUUCAA
This is a messenger RNA of Tripterygium wilfordii, 710 nucleotides long. RefSeq names its product pleckstrin homology domain-containing protein 1. Bases 97 to 531 code for a protein of 144 amino acids. NCBI's taxonomy places the organism in Eukaryota, Viridiplantae, Streptophyta, Magnoliopsida, Celastrales, Celastraceae. The transcript has a single exon. The record is from RefSeq and is a predicted model, not a curated record.